UUAGUCCUUGCUAAGGACCAAAUCACUGUCAAUUUUAUCAAGAGUUUUAUUGCCAAUGAGAAUAAACCAACUAUGCUUAUCUGCAACAAUUUGUGCUGGAGAAAAAGUGAAGAAAUUGCAUUCUUUAAAGAAUUAGCUGAUGCGGGUAUUCGAUCGUCAUCUGUUUUCAUAGAACGUUCUUCUCUUCAAGACCAUGCCUUACUAUACUUUGUUGAUUUAAGUUGUCCUCUUGCAGAUGUUGCUUUGAAUAUUUCAGGACACCUUCGAUUCCCUUACCGUUGGCUGGUUUUACAUCACAAAAUUAAUCAUAAUAAUUAUGAUGUUAAAAAUCUUUGGAAUCUACCGUUGUUGGCUGAUAGCGAAUUCGUCUUAGCUAUACGAAACGGAGACAAGAUAACGCUUUCAGAAUUACACAAGCCGUCUUCGAACGGCCCUGCGUAUUCAAAUCCUCGUGGAUACUACAAUGACAUAUUUGUGGACACUAGAACCAAUCGAGAGUUGUUCAGAAGAAGAAAAGACAUAAUGGGUCAUCCUUUAACAAUGGCCAACGUUAUACAAGACAGCAACUCAUCUAUAUAUCACUUGCCAAGGGAAAAUAGACUGGAACUUUAUCACGAUCCCAUAGCUAAAAGAUCAUGGAUGAACGUACAUAUCGCAUUUCAAAUGCUGAACGCAACGCCGAGAUACAUUUUCAGUCACAGAUGGGGCUACAAGCGCAAUGGACAGUGGUCUGGAAUGAUCAAUGAUCUUAACACUGGUAGAGCUGAUUUAGGUACAAAUUGUGUUGCAAGUUCGGAUCGACUAGGUGUUGUUGUCUUUACAGAUUCAAUAUCUAAGUUUAAAGUUAAAUUUAUCUUCAGACAACCACCCCUUUCCUACGUCUCAAACAUUUUCACGCUACCGUUUUCUUUUAACGUCUGGAUGGCGACUAUUCUCACUUUUAUCAUAUCUAGUGUAACCAUUCUUUUGGCUUCUAAAUUGGAAACUCUAAGCUUGGGCAAGACACAAACUCAGCUCGAUGGAAGUAUUGGAGACGCAAUGCUUUUGACAAUGAGUGCUUUAAGUCAGCAGGGUUGUUCUAAGGAACCGAAACAGCUAUCAGGUCGUAUAAUGUUAUUCGUAAUAUUCACUGCACUAAUGGCUCUUUAUGCGGCGUAUUCGGCUAAUAUUGUUGUGUUAUUACAAGCACCUUCUAAUUCAAUAAAGACGUUAGAACAACUCGCCCAUUCUAAAAUGACAAUUGCCGCUUUAGACGUCGAUUACAAUCAUUUUGUACUUAAGGCACAAAAAGACCAACUGAGACGUCUUAUUUAUAAAAGAAUAAAACCAGAAAAAGGGGAAGGGCAUUUUUACAAUUUGAAUGAAGGUGUGGAACGUGUGAGGCAGGGUUUGUUUGCGUUUCAUUCGCUCAUGGAAUCAGUAUACCGACGCGUUGAGGAAACAUUCUUGGAGACAGAAAAAUGUGACUUGAUGGAAGUGGAUUUCAUGAACGCUUUAGAUCCAUUUGUACCAAUAUACAAGCAUUCGCCAUACAUAGAGUUGCUGAGAGUUGCCUUCAAGCGCAUCCACGAGUCUGGUAUUCAAAUGGCUCUCCAAAAACGCAUUGAUGUCCCGAAGCCGCGAUGCGCGGAGAAAAUGUCGGCUUUCAGCAGCGUCGGUCUACCAAACUUACGACCAGUUCUACUAUUUAUGAUGUAUGGGAUAACUGCUUCAAUUGUAAUACUAGUAAUCGAAAUCUUAGUACAUAAAAUGUAA
Messenger RNA from Vanessa atalanta (red admiral), 1755 nucleotides. RefSeq names its product glutamate receptor 1-like. Gene Ontology annotation, cellular component: membrane. NCBI's taxonomy places the organism in Eukaryota, Metazoa, Arthropoda, Insecta, Lepidoptera, Nymphalidae. The transcript has 11 exons. Gene Ontology annotation, molecular function: ligand-gated monoatomic ion channel activity. The record is from RefSeq and is a predicted model, not a curated record. The annotation marks the transcript as partial.